This is a messenger RNA of Drosophila miranda, 648 nucleotides long. RefSeq lists its product as uncharacterized. The record is from RefSeq and is a predicted model, not a curated record. Bases 222 to 458 code for a protein of 78 amino acids. The transcript has 2 exons. Lineage: Eukaryota; Metazoa; Arthropoda; Insecta; Diptera; Drosophilidae.
CCCGCCCGAUAUUGGUGUUAUUUAUAAAGUGUUUUACAAAGUGCACCUGAUCUCAGGAAAGAUGAUUCAGUUGCUUUACACACGGAAGUGUACGGAGGAAUUGCCCAAAACAGAGAGAAAGUGCCGACUUUGCCGAAUUAUAUAAAGGAAUCGUUCAGGCUUCCAGCAUCAUUGCAAGCCAAACAAUUCGCUUGAAAGGACUACUUCCAUCCCGCAACAAAAUGAAAGUGACUCUGAUCCUCACCUUCCUGGCCUCCCUGGCCCUCUCGCUGGCCCUGCCCCAGGUGGGACAUGGAUCCAUCAAUGGACCCAGCGGCCGCUUUGCCAUGACCCGGGACUGGGCUUUGCCGCCAGUGGACCUUCAGAAGCCCAUCGUCUUUCUGCGCGAGGCCACGCCCAUCCACGAAGAGCCCCAGGAGUCGCGCUCCGUGCAGACACGACGACGCCAGAUUGCCUGAGCUCUCUCCGAUAGAAUGUGUUACUAGAAUUAAUAGUUACGUGCCAAUAAAUUGAUUAAUAUUAAAUUGUAUCCAAACUUCACGCCUGAUCGCAUGCCGAAGCCGAAUCCGAUCCACGGUAGAGCAUAACCCGCAUAACUAUUCCUGGAAUGGACAUUUCUGUUGACAUAAUUAACGCAGAUCUAUGGUG